Messenger RNA from Rattus norvegicus (Norway rat), 2972 nucleotides. It is a transcript of the gene Skp2, whose product is annotated as S-phase kinase associated protein 2. Lineage: Eukaryota; Metazoa; Chordata; Mammalia; Rodentia; Muridae. The record is from RefSeq and is marked provisional. The coding region runs from base 88 to 1359 and encodes 423 amino acids. The transcript has 10 exons. Gene Ontology annotation, molecular function: ubiquitin-like ligase-substrate adaptor activity. Gene Ontology annotation, biological process: G1/S transition of mitotic cell cycle; positive regulation of double-strand break repair via homologous recombination; ubiquitin-dependent protein catabolic process. Gene Ontology annotation, cellular component: nucleus; cytoplasm; SCF ubiquitin ligase complex.
GUAAGCAGCGCCCUAGAACGGGAGUCUGGAAGGCAGGCAGCUCUUCAAUUAAUUGAAGCAUUCAAAACUCCUUAAUCAGUGGACGCCAUGCAUAGGAAGCACCUUCAGGAGAUUCCGGACCAGAGUAGCAACGUCACCACCAGCUUCACGUGGGGAUGGGAUUCCAGCAAGACUUCUGAACUGCUGUCAGGCAUGGGUGUCUCUGCCUUGGAGAAGGAGGAGGUGGACAGUGAGAACAUCCCACAUGGACUGCUCUCAAACCUCGGCCACCCCCAGAGCCCUCCAAGGAAAAGGCUAAAGAGCAAAGGGAGUGACAAAGACUUUGUGAUCAUUCGUCGGCCUAAGCUCAAUCGAGAGAACUUUCCAGGUGUUUCCUGGGACUCCCUUCCAGAUGAGCUGCUCCUGGGAAUCUUUUCCUGUCUGUGCCUCCCUGAGCUUUUGAGAGUCUCUGGAGUUUGCAAGAGGUGGUACCGCCUCUCGCUCGAUGAGUCUCUCUGGCAGUCCCUAGACCUCGCAGGCAAAAAUCUGCACCCAGACGUGACAGUGCGCCUGCUCUCUCGAGGAGUCGUGGCCUUCCGCUGCCCACGGUCGUUUAUGGAGCAGCCACUGGGCGAAAGCUUCAGCUCUUUCCGUGUACAGCACAUGGACCUGUCGAACUCAGUUAUAAAUGUGUCAAACCUCCACGGGAUUCUGUCCGAGUGCUCCAAGCUGCAGAAUCUGAGUCUGGAAGGCCUGCAGCUUUCAGAUCCCAUUGUCACUACUCUUGCGCAGAAUGAAAACUUGGUGCGACUGAACCUUUGUGGGUGCUCUGGAUUUUCUGAGUCUGCCGUGGCCACCCUGCUGAGCAGCUGCUCCAGACUGGAUGAACUGAACCUCUCCUGGUGCUUUGACUUCACUGAGAAGCAUGUGCAAGCGGCCGUGGCACAUUUACCAGAUACGCUCACCCAGCUGAACCUCAGCGGCUACCGAAAGAACCUCCAGAAAACAGAUCUUUGUACCCUAAUUAAACGAUGCCCCAACCUCGUCCGCCUCGACUUAAGUGACAGUAUCAUGCUGAAGAAUGACUGCUUUCCAGAAUUUUUUCAACUCAACUACCUCCAACACCUCUCGCUCAGCCGGUGCUACGAUAUAAUACCUGAGACGCUACUUGAACUCGGAGAAAUCCCCACACUAAAAACACUACAAGUUUUUGGGAUCGUGCCAGACGGGACCCUUCAGCUACUGAGAGAAGCUCUUCCUCGCCUGCAGAUUAAUUGUGCCUAUUUCACCUCCAUUGCAAGGCCAACUAUGGACAACAAGAAGAACCCGGAGAUUUGGGGUAUCAAAUGCCGACUGACCCUGCAAAAGCCCAGUUUAUGAAGUGCUUACCGCGAGGCUGUGUCUCCUCCUCCUCUGAAAGGAGGACACAGGCAGCAGAUCCAUGUGCUGGAGACCUUGGUUACUCUUCCUGUUGGUUCUGCCUUCGACUUCACAUUACACGUAUGUUAGGGAACCAUUAGAGAGGGACAGCCACCAAGUGUUACUUUUUCAGAAACAGAGCUGUUUCUGGCAGUGCUGUGCCCUAAGGGCCUAAGCGUUAGGUCUUUGGAAAUUUUUAGGUGAGCCUAUUAUUUCACAAUGCUUUUUAAAGCAAAAUUUGAGCCAACUCUUCUAAGUGCCCUUCUGAUUAAGUCUAUUUAGAAUCGAGGUUUUUAAAGUACCCCUGGCUAACAGUCUUCAUGGUGUUUGUCAUUUUAUCUAUUUAAUUACUCAGUAUUUUAUAAAACUUGACUUUGAAGAAUAAGCUAUAUGUAUGGUGAGCUGGACAGAAAGCAACAGAGGCUGGUAGCGUUGGAGGUGGUCUUUUCUGGGAAUUAACACAUUUCAGCUUCGUGUGCAGUAUGAGGUUAGCUUCACAGAGAGGAGCGCAGUCCUGCGUGGUGUACCGUAAACUCUAAGUGAGAAAAGACACAGACACACACAACCAGAGCAGGAGACUAGGACUGGUGCAGGAUUUGAAACCUCAAAGGCUGUUCGCGAAAACCGGGUUAAUAUGAAGUAUCCUUUGCUGUUUUUAGGAGCUAUGCUAUGUUUGCAGGAUCUUAAAUUAGGUAAGGAAACCCUACUCGUGUGCUUUUUAAACUUUAUAAUCAAUGUAUGUUACAAUCUAUGUGGGUUGUUUAGCUUUUUAAAAUGACUUGCUUUGUUUUAGGAAUGCGACAUUCUAGUCAGCACUCUGAGAAGCCGGAUAGAAUUCUGAGCUGAUCGGGCAUGCUGAUCGUUCGUUGGGUGCUGCAGUUAUUUUUAUAUUACUCUGAAAUCAAGGACUUGAAAUUCUUUUCAGUGAUCUUUUACAGUGAUUGCUUGAAACUGCCCAUUAGGUUACUGGACCUAAAGUUGUUAGGUAGAGCAGAUUUCUGUCCAUCAGAAACGCACAGGAAGCGUGGGCAGGUGCAGCCUCAGAGCGGGUAGCACGGCUUACACUUCACACGGGUCCUGAAGAAUCACUGGGCAUUAAACCUUUGGAUAACAGAUGUGUCUUUUUAGCACUUGAUACACAGAAGCAAAAGGAUCAAAUUGUGUUUCUUAGAAAAUGAAAGAAAAAAUUAAGGCAGUUACCUCUAGAGUAUUUCAGAGCUGUAAUCCAUUUCUAUUAACCUCUUCUUCAAAAACUGUUAGUUAACCACGUGAAGUGCCUCAUCUGCUCAGACCUACAGAACGUUUUAAGUGUCACACAAGAAUGGUCAUGCUUCAAUUCCCUAGUAGUUAAGAGUGCUAACUACUACUUGAAACUAUUGUUUACACAUUAGUGAUGGGCUGAUGGCGGACUCUGGUUGGACCCUGCCCUCCAGGUGCCCUCAGUCAGUACCUGCUCUUCCUUACGCAAGUCCAGCUGGGAGCUAUUUUGCCAACAUGUCGCAGCAAUCUGUAUUUUUGUAUGUGAUUUUUACUUUUAUAGACUGAUUUUAAAAUAAAGUACAUUUUUAUAAGAA